This is a messenger RNA of Emiliania huxleyi CCMP1516, 705 nucleotides long. RefSeq lists its product as hypothetical. The transcript has 3 exons. Lineage: Eukaryota; Haptophyta; Isochrysidales; Noelaerhabdaceae. The record is from RefSeq and is a predicted model, not a curated record. Bases 1 to 705 code for a protein of 234 amino acids.
AUGCUUUCGCUGGCAGCCCUCGCCGCGAUCGCGACUCGGGCGCUGGACAGCUCGAGCCAGGCGUCGAUUGUCGCGGCGGCCAGGCGGUCGCGAGUCCGAGAGCGGCAGAGCUCGCAGCGGCUGCGGGAGGCGGCGAGCGUGCCCAGUGGCCAGCUGGCAGGCAUCGUCCCAGAUGACGUCUUUCGAGACACCGCCAUCCGCGAGGGGCUCGCCAGUAAUCUGCAGGAGAUGGAGCGGCGGCGGGCAGAGGAACAGGCCAUCUGGGCGGCAUCCGAGCAUGACGCCGCCUUCGCCGCCGCCCGAGCCGCCCUAUCCCGGCAGUCGUGGCCGCUCUCGGCGCGGCAGUGUGGCCCGCUCGCGGUCGAGGCUGUCCGCGCGGCGACCGCCGAGUGCGCACCUCUCCCACUCUCCACCGUGUCGUGGUGGGCCUUUUACACGGAGCCUCUUCCCGGAACCUUCUUGGAACAUUACCACGAGGCCGUGGCAACGAUCGAGGCCGUCUCUCUCUUGCGCGGCGGCGGCGUGCGAGCCUCUGCUUGCGCGAGCGGGCCUGUCUCCGCCGGCGCCGCGCCUCUUCGCCCCCUCCCGCUCGGCGACCUGCUCGGCUCGCUCGCCGUCUCGCCCGUGCCGCUGCUGCUCCUCCUCGCCAUCACGUCGGGGUUUGGCGCGGGCGUGGCGAGGGGGCUGGAUGAGGGGGAUGAAUGA